Molecule: messenger RNA, 645 nt
Organism: Zygotorulaspora mrakii
Lineage: Eukaryota; Fungi; Ascomycota; Saccharomycetes; Saccharomycetales; Saccharomycetaceae
Gene: PTH2
Product: aminoacyl-tRNA hydrolase
Exons: 1
Coding region: 1-645 (214 amino acids)
Cellular component (GO): cytosol; mitochondrion
Molecular function (GO): peptidyl-tRNA hydrolase activity
Source: RefSeq, a predicted model, not a curated record
AUGCUCAAUCAGACCAAUGCCAACUUUGCCUUGUAUUUUGCUGUAGCUGGGGUUUCGCUAAUUACUGGUUAUUACUUAGGUCAAAUCUUGCCAGCUGCUUCAAAAGCUGAUCAGCUUAAAGAUUCUAAAGAAAUCCUAAAGCAAGGGAAACAUGAUGCAACGGGACACGUUUAUGAUUCCGAUGAACAAUCUAGCACAUGUGAUAGUGAAGAAGAAGAAGAAGAAGAAGAAGAAGAGUAUGAAAUUGAAUCCGUCUCUUUAAAUGACAUCCCCGGGGAAGUAAGGAUGGCACUUGUCAUACGUCAAGACUUGGGAAUGCAAAAAGGCAAAACUGCGGCACAAUGUUCACAUGCAGCUUUAUCUUGUUUCAUAAUGAUAGCUACUGAUGAAUCGCGCAUAUCAUACAAUCCGUUGAUGGUUCAAAGAUGGUUUAAGUCUGGGCAACCCAAAAUCACUUUGAAAUGUCCUGACAAAGAAACCAUGGAUGAACUGUAUGCUAUGGCUAUUUCUUUAGGCGUUAAUGCUUCUGUAAUACAUGAUGCUGGCAGAACACAAGUGGCUGCUGGGAGUGCCACUGUUUUAGGACUGGGGCCAGCUCCAAAAGCUGUCCUGGAUCAAAUUACGGGUAAACUGAAACUUUACUAA